UGGACAGUGAUGCCAUUCUUCCAGGGGACAAUGAUGUCAUCCUUCCAGGUGACAGUGAUGUCAUUCUUCCACUUAGCGGUAAAAGGAAACGAACAUCUGUAAAUACAGUUUGUGAAACAGCUUCUAUGGAGAACAUUCCCAUAAUGGAUAAACCUGUAGCUGACGUUUUAAGUGAAGUGCAUGAAAGUUCCACAGAAUAUUAUUUAAGAAAUGUUACAGUUGACUGCUACAGUGACAACAAUGGUAAGAGAGUAUAUGCAAAGUCAGUUUAUUGCAUGUUCUGCAAGAAUGCUUUACAAAGCAAACUGAAACCACACCUAGAAGCAUGCCAUUCAGAUGAAAAAGAGGUGAAGGAAUUCCGGUGUUUACCACUGCAUUCAGUAGAAAGGAAAAUGGCUCUUAAGAAGAUACUGAAUGAAGGAAAUUUCCUACAUAAUUGCGAGGUCCUUAAAGCUGGAAAAGGUACAAUGAUAGUAAGCAGAAGACCUAAUGUGAAAACUGGGAAGGUAGAUGCAAGCAAAUUUCUUCCAUGCGAAUAUUGCCUCGCAUUUUUAGAAGAAAAGUGGCUAUGGUUGCAUGCAAAAUCAUGCUAUUUUAGACCUGGCAAUGUUGUCACAGAAAAAAAUUACAAAAGAAACUCUAAAAUGAUUAUAGAACCUUUCAUAUUGAGAAGUCAUGAAGAAGAAGAAGAAAUAGAUAGUCUCAUAUCAAAAAUGAAGGAAACAGAACAAAAUCCUGGCUUGAAAGAUAUUUGUUUUCAAGAUGUCUUGAUUAGAGAGUUUGGAUUAUCUUUAUUACAUAAGCUAGGUACAUCUGAAGAACAAAGAGUGAAAGAUAAAGAUAAUGUGCGCACAAAGAUGAGAUGUGUAGUUCUGAGA
Molecule: messenger RNA, 878 nt
Organism: Mercenaria mercenaria
Lineage: Eukaryota; Metazoa; Mollusca; Bivalvia; Venerida; Veneridae
Exons: 3
Source: RefSeq, a predicted model, not a curated record